AUGCUGGGUGUAUAUGAUGUUGUGAGUAGUGAGGGGGUUGGUACGGAGGGCCACGAGGGGGAUGAGGAGGAUAUCGAUCCGAUUGAGAGGCAGGAGGUCCUGCAGCGGGUGUUGGCUGAUGUUCCUGUGAGUUCGGGGCAGUGUGAACAAGGCUGGAUUGAGAUUUGUGCGUUUGUGCGGCCGCGUGGUGGGACAGAGACAGAGGGGGGUCAGGGCUGGUGUUGGCGGCCGUCGGCGAGGGUCAAGGUUGAUGUGUGGAAGCGGGUGGUUGAGGGCUCGGUGCUCCAGGGGAUCGAUCUGGGGAAACAGUUCCUGGUCUCGGAUCUGUGGAGGUCGGUUCUGGAUGAGAGGGGUGAGGAGCCGUUUCCGCAGCCGUUGUUUGAGGCGGUUGUGAGGAGGGUUUGUGAAUCAGGGUCUGAGCGAGAUCGGUUGCUGGAUGGGUCGAAGAUGAAGUGGGCAAGUAUCGACAAGACGACCUGCGCGCGAUGGGUCGGCGAAACGUGCCUGGAGGCUAUGGCGCCGACGUCUGCUGCUGCCAUCGGGCGAGAUGACUUCUUGAAGGCAUGGAGAAACCAUCUGCCUGAGUCUUGGCAGGAUGAGGUCAAGCUAUCGAAACUAACUGAAAUCUCAUAUAAACAUCCCGAGCUCACCACUAUCUGCUUCGUCAACGAACAGGAUCGCCAAAAGGCGAAGAAGAAUGUCUCGACCGACGCCAGCGCUGCGACGGCAGCCAAAAAGACCCGGAAUUGGCACGAACUGUUCAAGAACCAGAAGCGACAGAAACACUAG
Molecule: messenger RNA, 789 nt
Organism: Aspergillus melleus
Lineage: Eukaryota; Fungi; Ascomycota; Eurotiomycetes; Eurotiales; Aspergillaceae
Product: putative sister chromatid cohesion protein Dcc1
Exons: 3
Coding region: 1-789 (262 amino acids)
Biological process (GO): mitotic sister chromatid cohesion
Cellular component (GO): Ctf18 RFC-like complex
Source: RefSeq, a predicted model, not a curated record